This is a messenger RNA of Talaromyces proteolyticus, 1223 nucleotides long. RefSeq names its product mitochondrial hypoxia responsive domain protein. The record is from RefSeq and is a predicted model, not a curated record. Gene Ontology annotation, biological process: mitochondrial respiratory chain complex IV assembly. The transcript has 2 exons. Lineage: Eukaryota; Fungi; Ascomycota; Eurotiomycetes; Eurotiales; Trichocomaceae. The coding region runs from base 185 to 994 and encodes 269 amino acids. Gene Ontology annotation, cellular component: mitochondrial inner membrane.
AGGUCACCGAGCUAUUUCCUUCACGGCGCCGGGCAAAUGGUUUAUAACAGCAACGCCUCCACAUACUGAUACAUACUCAACCAGGUCCAUAAAAUAAACUCGAUUGUUGUGAAUACUUUGUACAUUUCGUCAACACGACCAAUUAAUAUUGCACUCAGCAAGCACAUACUGAGUACAAUCAACCAUGAAGCUCUUAACGAAGGAAGAAGAGGCUGCUCACUACCGAUCGGUCGUCCAAGGAGGCACCGUAGGUACAGCCAUCGGUCUCGUCGGCGGUCUCGCCGGUGUCAUGGCAGCAUCUCGCCGAUUCCAUACAAUCCGCAACCUGACUCUCCCCAUGAAAGCAUUCCUCGUCACAUCCUCUGGCACAUUCGUCGGCAUCAUUGCUGCUGAUCAUGCCUCUCGCCAAUACGAAGCAGAGCGCAACGUCAACAUGCGAUACCUUGAGAACCGUGAAGAACGACUCCGACGCGAAGAACUCGCCCAAAUGUCAUUCUCGAAUCGGCUGACUGCCUGGGCGCGUGAAGAAAAAUACAAAAUUAUUGGUGUGACCUGGAUUGCCUCUAUUAUCGGUAGCUUUGUCUUAGUGGGCCGCAACCCGUAUUUGACGGGCCAGCAGAAGAUUGUCCAGGCUCGUGUGUAUGCGCAGGGUCUUACGCUUGCAGUUAUGUGUGCCAGUGCGGCGUUUGAGAUUCAUGAUCAGCGUAAGGGUCAGGGUCUUCUUGAUACGGCUAAGAAGGGCCGUGAAGCUGCUAAGGAAUCUAGCAUGCCUGAACAUCAGCGACGUGACGAGAAUGCUGACCUGUGGCGGGACAUGGUUGCUGCUGAAGAAGCGAAGCUGAGACAGCGCCACAAGCCGCUGUUCGAGCAUGAGUUGAAGGAGCAGCAAGAAGCUUUGGAGAAUAAGAAAGAAGAGCAGAGCGAAGAGAAGGAAGAAACGGUCGAUGACAACGAGGACAAGAAUAAGGAGACAGAGAAAGGUGAAAGCGAGUAAUUAUUCGCUUAUCGGCAAAAGUUUUGAUAGAAUUCCGAGGCCUUUGCAUGUCAUUAUCUCCUCUCCUGCGAGCACAUUUUCAACUUUAUCACGACUGCAUGGAUAUACAUGGCGUUUGGGGUUUUCGAUCAUUUAGAUUUCGAGAUUGUAAUACCAUAUGUUUUAAUUUUCUAUGGUUGGAAUAGAAAUUCAUUAUCAAACAUGUGCAUUCAAAAAAGCAUGAUUACUA